AUGAAUAACUCAACAGAAAAUUAUGAAAGAUACGAAAUUUUUGGAACCCAGCUAGAAUCAGAUAUUUUUUGCAGUGUAAACGCUGCAUACGAUGGCUUUUCCGCGACACGUGAUAAAAAUCAUAAAGUAACUGCGCCAAGCACAACUAGUAAUUACAAACAGUAUUCUACGACCUCUUUUGCAAAUGAAUUGACCUCUUACAAUUCACAAUCUAUCGGUCAUAAUGCUAAUGAACAACAGAUGAUUUUAGAACAAAAUCUACCAACAUUUGUUCCCCAACUUAAUAGACCUUCAAUUAAUUCACCUAUGUCGAGUAAUGCUAGCUCUCUCCAAAUACAAACGGUUGAAAUUCCUGGUUAUACAAUUAUUAUAAUCCCCAAAUCUUCCUCAUUGGCAAGUUUAACUGGUUUAGACGUACAACAUCAAAUUCAACCAGGCAAUGUUCGUUUGGAUGAUUCUCCUUAUUCGGUUAUUCCACCACAAUUAAAUCAAAAACAGAAUCAUUCCUUUACAGCAAAUGGAUACGAAUCUACACCUUCUCCAUUGAAAAAUUUAACCAAUUUAGACGUGCAACAUCAACUUCAACCAGGAAAUGUUCGUUUGGAUAAUUCUUCUUAUUCGGUUAAUCCACCACAAUUAAGUCAAGAACAGAAUUUUCCCUUUCCAGUAAAUGGAUACGAACCUACAUCUUGUUUACCAAAUUUAGACGUGCAACAUCAACUUCAACCAGGCAAUGUUCGUUUGGAUUAUUCGGUUAAUCCACCACAACACUAUUUUUCUGGUUCAGAUUUUAUUGAAAAUGUUAUUAAUAAUCACGUUUCAGAUAAUGUACAACUCAACGUCAACGAUAAAAACUAUUAA
Funneliformis caledonium is the source of this 861-nucleotide messenger RNA. The record is from the annotation of a GenBank genome assembly. NCBI's taxonomy places the organism in Eukaryota, Fungi, Glomeromycota, Glomeromycetes, Glomerales, Glomeraceae.